AUUGGUAUCGCUUGGCAAUUGGGCAUUGUUUUUUUUACAUAUAGAAACACCACCAAGAUGAGCACGUACCUUCAGAGCAGCGAGGGCAAGUUCAUUCCGGCCACCAAGCGCCCGGACGGCACCUGGCGCAAGGCGCGCCGCGUCAAGGACGGAUAUGUGCCGCAGGAGGAGGUGCCUCUGUACGAGAGCAAGGGCAAGCAGUUUGUGGCCCAACGGCAGACCGGCGGAGUGCCGCCUGGCAUGUGCCCCCUUGUGGCCGCCGAGGCCAAGAAGGAACGCGAGAAGCAGGAGCGCAGCAAGGCCAAGAAGCAGCAGCAGCAGGGAAACAAUCCCAAGGCACCGACGCCCGGCGUUCUGGUCUUGCCCCAGUCCAGCACGUGCCAGCAGCCCUCUGGCAGCAGCAGCAAGGAGGUCAACGCGGUGACCAAGGCCCUGGGCGAUACUCUGAGACUGGAGGAAGGAGCCCAGGAGCUGGAUGCCAACAAGCAGUUGAAAAAGCUGCGCAAGAAGAUUCACGAAAUCGAACUAAUCGAGAGCAGGAUCCAGGCCGGCGAGCAGAAGAAGCUGGACAAGGACCAGCUGGACAAGGUGAAAAAGAAGAGCGAUAUCCUGCGGCAGAUCAAGGCUUUGGAGAGCGAAAAGCGCUCCUCGUAGCCCUGAGUCCCAAAAGCAAAUCAGCUCCUGCUAUACACCGCACUCCUCCUGCUCUCACCUCACUGACCAGAUGUCGAGAAACAACAAACAAACAAACAAUUGCACGCAUACAUAUAUCUCUGUUGAAUAGUUAUAUUAGUUUUUAGCAGAAUAAGAUGUCAAGGCCAUUUAGUAAUACCAAUAUCUAUUAUUAUUAAUGUGUGCGUCUGUCCCAACACCCAGAAGGGUUUGCCGAAUGUUUAUUUAUGUAUAGGAAACUUUGUAAAUCAGAUUUAAUAAAUUAAAAACCACUACUCCAGCAGCUUUUGAUCGAGAGGGUUGCCCCGAGUUAAA
Messenger RNA from Drosophila kikkawai, 987 nucleotides. It is a transcript of the gene Pym, whose product is annotated as partner of Y14 and mago. NCBI's taxonomy places the organism in Eukaryota, Metazoa, Arthropoda, Insecta, Diptera, Drosophilidae. Gene Ontology annotation, biological process: exon-exon junction complex disassembly. Gene Ontology annotation, cellular component: exon-exon junction complex; cytoplasm. Gene Ontology annotation, molecular function: RNA binding. The record is from RefSeq and is a predicted model, not a curated record.